UCCUUGUGUCUUGUUUCAUCACCUUCACAUUCAACAGCAAACGAAUCACAUUUCAAAGACUUUCUUUGUGAUCAAUUCAAUGGCAGGUAUCAAAGUUUUCGGACACCCUGCUUCCACUGCCACCAGGAGAGUCCUCCUCACCCUCCACGAGAAAAACCUCGACUUUGAGCUCGUUCAUGUCGAGCUCAAAGACGGUGAGCACAAGAAAGAGCCCUUCCUCUCCCGCAACCCUUUUGGUAAAGUUCCCGCCUUUGAAGAUGGAGACCUCAAGCUCUUCGAAUCAAGAGCGAUUACUCAGUACAUAGCUCACCGAUAUGAAGAGGAAGGAACCAACCUUCUCCCAGCCGACUCCAAGAACAUAUCCCACUACGCAAUCAUGGCCAUUGGAAUGGAAGUAGAAGCUCACCACUUCGACCCAGUGGCUUCAAAGCUUGCCUGGGAACAAGUGUUCAAGCUCUUCUAUGGCAUGACCACAGACCAAGCCGUUGUUGAAGAAGAAGAGGCUAAGUUAGCCGCGGUCCUUGAUGUGUACGAGGCUAGGCUCAAGGAGUUCAAGUAUUUGGCUGGUGAAACUUUUACUUUGACCGAUCUUCACCACAUUCCCGUUAUUCAAUACUUGCUUGGAACUCCCACCAAAAAGCUCUUCGCCGAGCGUCCACAUGUCAACGAGUGGGUGGAAGAGAUCACCAACAGGCCAGCUUCCCAGAAGAUCCUUCAGUGAGAAAUUUCUGAAGAAGGGAAAAGAAAAUGAUUCUGCUUCAGUCACAGUAAUAAUAAUAUGCUCAAAGUAAAUAAGUGGCUGCCUCAUUGCCCAAUUUCUCAGUGCUCUGUUUUGUCUUUCUGUUGUGUCCUCUGUUUUUAUUCUCCCUUUUAUAUGUAUGUGUUUGUGUUCUUGAGAGAUUUUUGUUGAAUCAAAAGCUAUUUAUAAUGUUCAA
Molecule: messenger RNA, 935 nt
Organism: Raphanus sativus (radish)
Lineage: Eukaryota; Viridiplantae; Streptophyta; Magnoliopsida; Brassicales; Brassicaceae
Product: glutathione S-transferase F3
Exons: 3
Coding region: 80-721 (213 amino acids)
Cellular component (GO): cytoplasm
Molecular function (GO): glutathione transferase activity; glutathione binding
Source: RefSeq, a predicted model, not a curated record